This is a messenger RNA of Phycomyces blakesleeanus NRRL 1555(-), 852 nucleotides long. RefSeq names its product C2H2-type zinc finger transcription factor. Gene Ontology annotation, biological process: regulation of transcription by RNA polymerase II. The record is from RefSeq and is a predicted model, not a curated record. The transcript is spliced from 2 exons. Gene Ontology annotation, cellular component: nucleus. Bases 1 to 852 code for a protein of 283 amino acids. Gene Ontology annotation, molecular function: DNA-binding transcription factor activity, RNA polymerase II-specific; sequence-specific DNA binding. Lineage: Eukaryota; Fungi; Mucoromycota; Mucoromycetes; Mucorales; Phycomycetaceae.
AUGACACCGGCUUACCCUUCUCUCUACUGCCCUCCCUCAAAACCAAAUCAUCUAGAGUCACUUUGGCCGAUCCAGUACGAUCCAUCUAUUCACAAGGAUCUCUACUGUUAUCCAAUACCUCCCACUUUUACUUCCAAUCUGCCUUCAUCUUCUUCAUCUUCAUCUCUCUCUUCUCCCUCUCCUUCCUCCUCUUCCUCUAACAUCCUAUCACCCAAAAUAUGCUUUCCUAACCAGUGUUCACCAUACCGAUGUCCUCAGUCAUUCUAUACACCCCACACUCCAGCGACACAAGAUAUGAUGUCCACACCAGAUGCCAUGGUCAGCUGCUGUGAAUCAGACUCUGCACAGCUAGGAAGGAUCAAUUAUCCCUACUACAUGUCCACCACACCCACCCUAGACUAUGAUCCUUCUGGAGACAAUGUUCUCCAGGACGACAACUUCUCUAUUGCAACCGCACCAGAGCUCGACAUCUUUCCUCAGGCACAUACAUUCGGUGCACGGAGGUAUCACAGCAUGCCAGACAUCAGCUUGGCCCAAACACCUCAAGACAUCUGGGCCUCCCCCCAAUCAUCAUUUUCGACCAAGAGUACAGACGACUCGCAGCACCUAUUUAUCAGUCUAUAUGCACCAUCACAACCCACAACCAACCAAGACGCACGAUUGCCAAACCCCAAUGAGAAAAGACACAUUUGUCCUGUGUGCUUCCACAGAUCGCGUCGGCGACACAACUUACUGGAGCAUAUGCAAACACAUAAUCCAAAUCGACCCCGUAGUUUUAUCUGCCCUAGUUGCCACAGGGGUUUCGCGCGUAAAUACGAUAUGAAGAGACACGAAAAGAUCCACCUUCGAUAG